Messenger RNA from Nematolebias whitei (Rio pearlfish), 2444 nucleotides. RefSeq names its product Rho guanine nucleotide exchange factor (GEF) 16 (gene arhgef16). The transcript is spliced from 15 exons. Gene Ontology annotation, biological process: activation of GTPase activity. NCBI's taxonomy places the organism in Eukaryota, Metazoa, Chordata, Actinopteri, Cyprinodontiformes, Rivulidae. Gene Ontology annotation, molecular function: guanyl-nucleotide exchange factor activity; protein binding. Bases 112 to 2208 code for a protein of 698 amino acids. The record is from RefSeq and is a predicted model, not a curated record.
GAGCCGCCGCCGCGGACUGACCCAGAGGAGCUGGACCGACACUGUUUGAAGCUCACCUCUCUCAGGUGUUGAACUCAGGAGACGGUGCCUGCAUCACAACAGAGGGACACCAUGUCCAACAGUGAAUCGGACAUCUGCACAGACAACCAGGUCCCUCUGUUUGACUCUCGCUUCUCCACAGAACUCCGUAUAUAUGAGUCGGGUGAUGAAGGCUGCCCGUCAGAAAGCCCUCCCUCUCUCCAAUCCACAACGUCCCCCCCUGCAGAAAACACAGUGGACAGGAUUGGGGUGCCUCAUCACGUGGUCCUGAGCACCAAGAGUCCCGCAGCUCUGAAGGUUGGCACCCACCAGCUGAUUCCCAAGAACUUAGCAGUGGCCAGCCGACCGAGAAACCGACACCACACCACUGUGGUGACGUUCCCAGUGGGGCUAGAGAAGUCCAGCAAUGAGAACCGCAGCCAUCACUCAGCCCACGGGCCAGAUGUGUCGUGGGAGGAUUACGACAGCGAUGGAGACGGCCUUGCUUUUAGGAGGAACCGCAGAAACAAGUCGUACAGAGCGGCGGUGACCAGCCUGGACGUCGAAGCUAUGGCGGCAGGACACAAGGCCGCUACGACUCUGAAGCCUGUUGACGAAAACAGAGCAAGCAGUCCUGGUCCAGCUCGCAGUCCUGGACGCAAGCGAACACUUGGGAGGAAGAGGAACCAACGUGGAUCAUUCAAGGAUGCGACGCCGUUACUCUACCAGGAGAUCCGUGAGCGUGGGCUUCACUCCACCAACCAGGACGAAUCACUGGAUGACUUUGUGGUGGUGGAGGCUCCCGUGGAAGACCAGAGCAUCGUGGUGAAGAACUACAAGCAAGCACAGCUCACCUGGAGCCAGCUGCCACAGGUGAAAGACUCGGGUAUUCUGGAAAAAAUCACACCUCAGGAGAGAAAGAGACAAGAGGCCAUUUUUGAGAUCAUCACCUCAGAGCACUCAUACUUGCACAGCCUCGGCAUCCUGGUGCGUCACUUCCAAAGCAAUGAAGCGCUGAGGAAAACGAUGACGGCCACGGAACAUCACCACCUUUUCUCCAACAUUUCUGUCAUCCACAACGUCAGCCAACGUUUUUUUCAGGACCUGGAACAACGUCACAAUGAGCAGCUGCUGAUCCGAGACAUCAGCGACAUCGUCCAGAACUAUGCUGCGCACAAUUUUGAGCCCUACAUCGUCUACUGCUCCAAUGAGACCUUUCAGCAGAGGACGCUCCAGAAGCUGUUGAACAGUAACGUUUCAUUCAAAGAGACUCUGAAGCAAAUUGAGUCGACCGGCGAAUGCGGAGGCCUCCCCAUGAUCUCGUUCCUUAUCCUGCCCAUGCAGAGGGUGACCAGACUACCACUGCUGCUGGAUACAAUCUGCCAGAAAACCCAAGCACAGACAGCAGAGUACUUUUCUGCAGUUUGGGCGCUGAAUGCCAUGAGCAAGUUGGUCACAAGCUGCAACGAUGGAGCCAGGCGGAUGGAGAGGACAGAGCAGAUGUACACGAUCCAGAAACAAAUGGAUUUUGGAAAAAUUAAGCCUUUUCCGUUGAUUUCAUCAUCACGAUGGCUGGAGAAGCGUGGUGAGCUCGCCAUCUCCUCCGAAGAGCUCAGCAUAUGGAGAGCGUUCAGCAACAGAAGCUACUACCUGUUUCUGUUUAAUGACGUUCUCAUCGUCACCAAGAAGAAGACUGAGGAGAGCUUUGUGGUGUUGGACUACGCCACUACAGAGAACGUCCAGGUUGAGUUAAUGGAAGAGGCAGAGGGAAAGAUCUCUUCACCUACAAAAAACUCCAGUCCCCUUUCCUUUAAACUGCGGAUGAACAAGAACAGUGAGAGCAAACUGGAGCAAAUCUCCCUGGUGGCAGAUUCCAGAGUGGACCGGGCUCGUUGGAUAAUUGCCCUUACACGGCACAAACUGUCUGGUGGCUUCAACUGCACAGACGGUCUGCCACAGUACGAGGCCACUAAAUCUUACAUGCCGAAAGAGCCCGAUGAGCUCGGUCUGCGACAGGCUGAGCUGGUCAUCGUCCUGCAGAAAGAGGAAGAUUGGUGCUACGGAGAGAGAAUGAGGGAUGGAGAGAGAGGCUGGUUUCCUGCUUGCUGUGCCACAGAGAUCACUGAUCCCACCGCCAUGGAGAACAACGUACAGAGAAUGAAGCGCUUGCGCAAAGAGACAAAUGUUUAAAUGACUAGAAGCUAUCAGGAUAUGAUGGACAAAAAGAUAUUUCCUUGUCGACUGUUGAAACACAUUCUUCAGGGUUUUUUUAAGUGCACUGCUGAGUUCUGCUGAGCCCUGACUGAUAACACUGGAACAUAAGAAGCCUUCAGCCAAACGGAGGGCCUGAAUCUAAAUCUUAGUUACAUUUCUCAUAGUUUUAAAGAGUAGGCGUGUGUGAUUUUUUUUUUUUUUUAAAACCAAAA